This is a messenger RNA of Coffea arabica (coffee), 2242 nucleotides long. The record is from RefSeq and is a predicted model, not a curated record. NCBI's taxonomy places the organism in Eukaryota, Viridiplantae, Streptophyta, Magnoliopsida, Gentianales, Rubiaceae.
CCCAAGCCCAAAGCCCACAUUCCCACCUUAUCUUUCCCCUCAACUCAACGCCCCCUUCACACCUUGUCACCAGUCACCACCCCCAGAUCUAAGACUUCUAACUCCACUGCAGUGUAUAGUGUAUACAACAAAAUCUCCUCCACCAGCUCUGCACAUACUACGCACACUGCACAGGCCUAAAAACACCAGACUAUUCAAUCAAGCAAGGGUGACGUUUGGGAACUGGGAUGGUGGAGGCACAGUCAUGGACAACAAGGAGGGGAAGCAACCCAAGAUUGGAGUCCACAGACCAAGUCCUGGAUAUCCCAGUUACGCCAACUGCUGAAAUAAAACAUCAACAGGGGGUGGGAUCCUUAAUCUCUCCAAAUUUGCUGACAGCACUUAUCAUUGCAUCAUGGUACUUGUCAAACAUUGGUGUACUUUUACUGAACAAAUAUCUCCUCAGCUUUUAUGGUUACCGUUACCCAAUCUUCCUUACCAUGCUGCACAUGAUCUCUUGUGCUUCUUAUAGCUUUGUAGCCAUCAGGUGGCUAGAAAUUGUCCCUUUUCAGCAAAUUCAUAGUAGGAAGCAGUUUUUCAAGAUUCUUGCUUUAUCUGCUAUUUUUUGCUUUUCUGUUGUCUGUGGGAAUACUUCUUUGAGGUACUUGCCUGUCUCGUUCAACCAAGCAAUUGGUGCCACUACCCCUUUCUUCACAGCCAUUUUUGCAUUUGUGAUUACUUGUAAAAAGGAAUCUGCUGAGGUUUAUUUAGCACUUGUCCCUGUGGUUCUUGGGAUUGUUUUGGCUAGCAAUAGCGAGCCCUUGUUUCAUCUUUUUGGGUUUUUAAUGGCAUUAGGUUCCACUGCUGGGAGAGCCUUGAAGUCUGUGGUUCAAGGGUUGUUGUUAACGUCUGAUGCUGAGAAAUUGCACUCGAUGAAUCUCUUGUUGUACAUGGCUCCGAUGGCAGCUAUGAUUUUGUUACCCUUUACUUUGUAUAUUGAGGGGAACGUGACUGCCGUGACAAUUGAGAAGGCGAGGCUCGAUGGGUUUAUGAUCUUUUUGUUGGUUGCCAAUGCCACUGUGGCUUAUUUGGUGAAUUUGACUAACUUCUUGGUGACAAAGCAUACUAGUGCUUUGACUUUGCAAGUGUUGGGGAAUGCCAAGGCUGCUGUGGCUGCUGUGGUUUCAGUCUUGAUAUUCAGGAAUCCGGUGACCGUUAUGGGGAUGACCGGAUUUGCUGUGACACUAAUGGGGGUGGUGCUUUACAGUGAGGCCAAGAAGAGGUCUAAACUUACAGCUCAUUGAUAGCAAAUAUCAGCUAGUUGGUGGUGGUGCCGGCACAAGAAUACACGGGGGACUUCUCUUUCGAUGAAGGAUUGCUUGAUUGGUUGGUUGAAUCUUGACGAAUAGGAGAACGGAUAUUAAUUCUUGCAUGUAGUUGUUGUCAUUGAUGUCAUCCCCCCUUCCUUACCUAUGGCCGUGUGUGGUUUAUUUGUUGCAAUCACCACGUACAAGACAAUAUUUUAUUAUUAUUGACCCUCCAUCUCUUCAAAGUUUCCUCCAAUCUUAUUAUACGGAUUUGACCAAAAUUAAAAUGAUUGAGGAUGACUUUUGUGAAAUGAAAAACGGGUUAUAAAUAUUUAAGCCAUCAUUGUUAUUCUGAUCAAACUCCUACAGUAAAAAGUAAUUACUCAAAUGAAGCUACAAUGGGAAUCAAAUGGGAUCAAGAUGCUGUAUUAUUCAAAGCUCGUACAAAGCCGCAUGCAUUAACUGACUGAUGUGUUACGUAAACAAGUAGAAAUAAAUGGAUUACAAGGACUGAAAAAAAAAAUGAAACCUGUAAGUCUUUCUGCUUUCAAAUAAGUAUAAAUAGUAGUAAAGGUUACUCCUGAAUCUCCGUCAAGCCGUGAUCAUCAUGAAGGCGGCCAAUGCAGCAAUCAGCCAAGAGAGAGUUUUUGAGGGACCAAAUCCGGUGGCUGCUCCAGCAUCGGGUUUGGGAGGAGUUAGAGCAGGUGCAGGUGAAGGAGAUCCUAAACCGGGCUGGACAGUAAUGGCAAACUUCAUUGGUCCAGUGUGGCAAUGGUCGGCAACGCCACAAAUGUACCAUUUCCUUCCGGGAGCGGCGAGGGUGAUUACAUCGUGACCGGAGGUUAAAGGAGCAGCCCCGAGUGGUGCUGCGCAAAGUUUGAACUCGGUUCCAUUUACUUUGAUGACAUUGUGUGCUCCAGGUUUGUAGUUAAACACUGCCCAAAAAAAAAAAAAAA